Messenger RNA from Schizophyllum commune H4-8, 2253 nucleotides. Its product is annotated as P-loop containing nucleoside triphosphate hydrolase protein. Gene Ontology annotation, cellular component: mitochondrial matrix; cytoplasm. The transcript is spliced from 10 exons. The record is from RefSeq and is a predicted model, not a curated record. Gene Ontology annotation, molecular function: ATP hydrolysis activity; ATP binding. Bases 1 to 2253 code for a protein of 750 amino acids. NCBI's taxonomy places the organism in Eukaryota, Fungi, Basidiomycota, Agaricomycetes, Agaricales, Schizophyllaceae. Gene Ontology annotation, biological process: cellular response to heat.
AUGGGAGGCUUCCCGGGCUUCAAGAUGGGGCCGCAGCAGAAGGGGGAGGCGCUGAAGGAAUACAGCGUGGACCUCACACAAAUGGCGAAGGAUGGAAAGCUGGACCCUACUAUUGGACGUGACGAAGAAAUUCGGCGAACCAUCCAAAUUCUAUCUCGGAGAACGAAGUCUAAUCCAGUGCUCAUCGGACCUCCUGGUGUGGGCAAGACAGCCAUCCUGGAGGGCCUCGCAAGCCGCAUCGUCGCAAAGGAGGUCCCCGAGUCGCUGCAGGGCAAGCGCGUCCUGUCCAUCGACCUCUCGGCCAUCAUGGCUGGUUCCGGCAUCCGCGGCCAGUUUGAAGAGAAGUUCAAGGCUUUGAUCAAGGACAUUGAGGACGAGGCGCGCAAUGUCAUCUGCUUUAUUGACGAAGUGCACACACUCUUUCAACUGGGCAAGGCGGAAGGCAGCAUCGACGCAGGCCAGAUGAUCAAGCCUGCACUUGCGCGCGGACUGCAGCUCGUCGGCGCGACUACCCCCGACGAGUACCGCAAGACCAUUGGCAAAGACGCCGCCCUCGAGCGCCGCUUCCAACCCGUUACCAUCGACGAGCCCUCCGUCGAGUCUACCAUUUCUAUCCUGCGCGGCCUCAAGCCCCGCUACGAAGUCCAUCACGGAGUCGAGAUCUCGGAUGCCGCCCUUGUCACCGCCGCCGUCUACUCCGCCCGCUACAUUUCCGACCGCUACCUCCCUGACAAAGCCAUCGACCUUGUUGACGAGGCCGCAAGCUCGCUGCGCCUUGCGCAGGAGAGCAAGCCCGAUGCCCUCGAGGCGCUUGACCGGCAGAUCGUCACGCUGCAGAUCGAGUUGGAGAGCUUGAAGAACGAGUCGGAUGUGUUCAGUGCGGAAAGAAGGCUGAAGGUCGAGGCGGAGCUGAAGGAGAAGAAGGCGGAGGCGGAGCGGUUGACGGAUAUCUGGCAGCGGGAGCGCGCCAGAUUGGAGCGCAUCAAGGGCUUGAAGGAGCAGCUUGAAGAUGCGAAGUACCAGCUCGAGGUCGCGCAGCGGCAGGGAGAGUUCGAGAAGGCAUCUCGCCUGCGCUACGUUACCAUCCCCGAGUUGGAGAAGCAGCUUCCGAGGGAAGAGGAGGCUGCGAAGUCUUCGGCGACGGAGAGCGAGGAAGGCUUCGAGAUGUUGCACGACCGCGUCACCUCCAAUGAUAUCGCUCGUGUCGUCGCGAAGGCCACUGGUAUCCCAGUGCAGAAUCUCCUCAAGGGCGAGAGGGAUAAGCUUGUCCAUAUGGAGGAUGCACUUCGGCAGCGUGUCGUUGGUCAAGACCACGUCGUUCGCGCUAUCUCAGACGCUGUGCGCAUCAGUCGCGCAGGUCUCGCACCACCGAACCGGCCCGUCGCAUCGUUCCUCUUCCUCGGCCCUACCGGUGUUGGCAAGACUGAGCUCUGCAAGGCUCUUGCCGGCUUCCUCUUCAACGACGAGUCCCGCGGCCUGAUCAACAUCAACAUGUCCGAGUACCACGACCGACACACCAUCUCUCGCCUCAUCGGCGCCGCGCCCGGUUACGUCGGCUUCGAGGAGGGCGGCCAGCUCACCGAAGCCGUCCGCCGCAAGCCCUACGCCGUCGUCCUACUCGACGAGCUUGAGAAGGCGCACAAGGACGUCGCAAUGAUCCUCCUUCAGAUCCUCGACGAGGGCAGCAUUACCGACAGCCAGGGCCGCAAGGUCGACUUCAAGAACACCAUCAUCUGCCUGACGUCGAACCUCGGCAGCGACAUCCUCGCGCACAAGACGGCGUCGGACGAGCAGGGUGUGGUCACCGCGGCCGCGCGCGACGAGGUGCUCGAGCGCACAAGCGAGUAUUUCCCGCCGGAGCUGCUCAACCGUCUUGACGCGAUGCUGGUGUUCAACAAGCUGUCGAGGGAGAGCGUAUUGCAGGUUGUCGAUCUGCGUUUGAAGGAUGUGUCCGAGCGGUUGGCGCAUAGGCGCAUUCGCAUCGACGUCGACCAGGGCGCCCGGGACUGGCUAGCAAGCAAGGGGUACUCGGACGUGUACGGUGCGCGUGCGAUUGCGCGUGUCGUGCGCACGGAGGUGCUCUUCCCGCUCGCGCAGAAGCUGCUGCGCGGGACCAUUAGGGACGGCGACGAGGUGAAGAUUCGGGUGAGCGAAGAUGGUGAAACCCUGGACAUCCAGGACAACCACGAAGCCGACCCGACUGCGGCUAACAGGAACGCUUCGGAGGAGACGAAGGCAAUGAACGAGGCAUGA